CACAUCUCGCAGGGGUGGAAGGGGAGCGAGUUGUUCUGGGCUGUCUUUGAAGGGAGAACAGUUUAUUUGCUUUGCUUUAUGUAUUAGAGCGGCAGCCGUUCCGUGGGUCUCGUGUGCAGCUUUUAUACGGGUGCAGGGCUGUCACUGCAGUUUUCUUGGUCAGUGUUUGCAGUCUUAGGUCAGUAGUUGAAAGAUAAACCGUGAGGGUUGUGCAUGGGAAGCUUUCAGUUGGUUUAUCUCAUGAGAAGGGAUCUGCUCAUCCAUUUUAACUAGAGACUCAGUAAAGAACUUUGUUAUAGCUUAGAUUAGCUAAGACACUUAGCUUGUCUCAUUCUAUAUCCAUAUUCAUGCUCUGCCCUUUGGUGAGAGAUGACCUGAAGCUGGCUUCUAUUUGCACACUUUUGUCUUUGUAAGGUUUGGAUGUCAAGUUUCCAUCCUAUAGGAAAUGCUUUGUCCACCUGACUGUGUUUGAGGCUCCGCUGUGCACACACCUCACUUCCAGAAGGAGCCGUACCCAAAUGUGAUGGAGUGCGGAUCUCUGCAGCUCUCUGGUGCUGCAGACCCAGGCAGAAAAGGGAGGACAGUGCAUGCUCUUCAUUCUACCAGCAGAGCGCUGACCUGACAGUGCUUGUUCCCAUGUCCAGCUUAGUUCUGGGGGCAGGCAGAACUGCUGUUGCUAAUUAGACCCCGAGUUCGGUAGCACACGAGAAGCACGCACUUGUACGGCUUGCCAAGUGAGCGCACAGGAUUUCAGAUGCAUGCCAGGUUCCUGCUGAAUGCCAGAAGUAGAGAUCACUACAGAUGGAGCCCCAAAGCCAGCACGGCAGUGGUGGUUCGCUGGUGGUGAUUCAGCAGCCCUCUCUGGACAGCCGGCAGCGGCUGGAGUACGAGCGGGAGAGCCAGCCUGCGGCUAUCUUGUCACUGGACCAGAUCAAGGCGAUCCGUGGCAGCAAUGAUUACACUGAAGGUCCAUCUGUGGUGAAAAAGUCUGGCCCGCGGACAGCACCGAGGCAAGAGAAGCACGAAAGGACUCAUGAAAUCAUACCGAUUAAUGUGAAUAACAAUUACGAACACAGACCCAACCACGUGGGGCACGUGGCACAUCAGCAUAAUGCGAGGGUUCCUGUUUUGAGCAGAUCAACCAGCACGGGGAGCGCGGCCAGCUCUGGGAGCAACAGCAGUGCUUCUUCGGAGCAAGGGCUGUUGGGACGGUCGCCUCCAUCGUGGCCGGGUUCAGGCCACAGGUCCGAGCGGACAAUCCAGACGCAACCCAAGCAGUCGUCGUUGAUUGUAGAUGAUCUGAAGGGUCCUUUGAAAGAGGACUUGACACAGCACAAGUUUAUCUGCGAACAGUGUGGCAAGUGCAAAUGUGGUGAAUGCACAGCCCCGAGGGCCUUGCCUUCUUGCUUGGCCUGCAACCGGCAGUGCUUGUGCUCCGCGGAGAGCAUGGUGGAGUAUGGCACCUGCAUGUGUCUGGUCAAAGGGAUCUUCUACCACUGUUCUAACGACGAUGAAGGGGACUCAUACGCGGAUAAUCCCUGCUCUUGCUCCCAGUCACAUUGCUGUUCUAGGUACCUGUGCAUGGGAGCCAUGUCCUUGUUUUUGCCUUGCUUGCUCUGUUACCCUCCUGCAAAAGGAUGCCUAAAACUGUGUCGAGGGUGUUACGACCGCAUCAAUCGUCCGGGCUGCCGAUGCAAGAACUCCAACACUGUCUAUUGUAAACUGGAGAGCUGCCCCUCUCGGGGUCAGGGCAAGCCAUCAUGAUUUUUGGAGGGAGGUUUACUUCCUCCAACGUUUGAUUUUUCAGGUUGUAGCUGAUAUAUAUAAAUAUAUAUAUAUAUUUUUUUUCUUCCCUCCCCCCCUUUAGGGGUGUGUAGGGGGGCUGCUUUCUUUCACCCCCACCCCCUUGCCCUGCUUCACAUACACAAAUUAUUCCCUUUGAAUCUUUGUUCUUCUCCUCUAAUUGAGUCAACCGAGUGUGGAGUGUUUUACGUAUAGUCAUUUGCUGCUCUUUGGUAAGUGUGGACUUGGUAUCUGCGUCUGCCACCCACUUUGGCAGAGUCUUCUGAGUCUGUAACUGAACCACUCCUGAAAGAGACAGUGAGGGCUCAUUUGGCUCUUGCAGCUUCUUGUUCUGAAUAUCUUCCCAAAGAUGUUUUUCAUUCUCAGCUAUGUUUUUUUUUUUCCCCUCUAACCCCCUUGGGUACCUCCAAGGAAUAACUCUCAUGAGUGAGCUGGAUUGUGAAAUAACUUCUUGUCUGUAUUCUUUCCGGAAAGGGAUGUAAGGCUCUACCAAACUAAAGGCCUGAUUCCUUAGUAAGCAGCCUGCUUUUUUGGCUUGUUUGUUUUCCUCCUCUUUUAACUUCUACGAUAUUCUCAGUCCUGAGAGUUGGCCAAUUGCUCCUAUUGCUUUGUUUUUUUCUUAACACGACUUCAGUUUUUGCUACGCUAUGUAGAUCUUCAUAUUGGAGACAUUAUGGCUGCGACCGUACUCGUUUUCCUCUAGCUGUCAAAUCUUUGAAGGAUAUUGCUCACUCCACCCUCCUCCUGUUGUUGUUUUAGUCCAUCAGUAUCACGCCGAUAUUAAAGUUGGUGGUGUUCAUGUACCCAGACAGCCUUCAGGUGUCAUUGAGUCACCUAAAUGUUCUCGAGUCUUUAAUGUUUCUCGUCAUUCUCUUGUUUAGUGGUUUAUUUUUUUUUUUUAGCUCUGCUCUGUACUUUAUAAUUUUAUUCUGUUCCCUGUUUUAUUGCCUUAGCCACAAAUUGUGGUCCUUUUUUUGUAUAUUUUAUGUAUAAAACACAAAGUUGAAUCCCAACUAUUUUUAAGACAAAAGUCUGUUAAAACUUUUUUUAUUGUAAAGAAUAUUUAUUAUGUGAAUCUCUAUUAUUUUAUGAUAUUUAUUGCAAAAAAGACUUUGAAAAUGUACUCAUGUCUGAAUAUAACAAAAUAUCAAUACUUAACGAAAUAAGGAUGACGCGAAGAAAGUACAUAUGUUAACUAUAAUGCAGAAAAUAUAUUAAUUAAUGAAAAUGGCUCUCGAAUUCUUUUGUUACAGUGAGAAGUUGUGAGCUACUCGUGCAUAUUCUGGGUUCUUGAGGUUUAUUUUUCUCUCCUGGUUGGAUAUCAGGUAGCGAGGAACUCCCUGUUGAUACUUCAAAACCACUAGUCUGUGCUCUACUUUAGUUUACCUAAUUUUGAGUCUGCUAACUAUUUGUCAAGCAAGUUCUUGCAAUUGGAUGUAUGCAUUGUGCUUAGCGGUGCCAGGAGAUACAGGCCCUGUUUAUUUAACAGCGUUUGGGCGGAUAUUUGUGAAGGAGGAAACCAUAACUUAAAGGUUUUUCCUUUUUGUUUUGUUUUUUUGUUGUUGUUGUUGUUCUUUUUUUUUUUAAAGAAUUCCAAAUUAACAUGUGAAAGUACUUUAAAUUUUCCUACAUGGAACUUCUUGGCUGGUUAAAUUGUAUGUCAGUUGAAGCAAUGAACCUAUUGAGCUCAAUUCUUAAUAAAAACCAAGAGGCAGGAUAUAAAACAA
Molecule: messenger RNA, 3530 nt
Organism: Coturnix japonica (Japanese quail)
Lineage: Eukaryota; Metazoa; Chordata; Aves; Galliformes; Phasianidae
Gene: SPRY1
Product: sprouty RTK signaling antagonist 1
Biological process (GO): multicellular organism development; animal organ development; negative regulation of MAP kinase activity
Cellular component (GO): membrane; cytosol
Source: RefSeq, a predicted model, not a curated record